GCUGAGCUCCAAUGGGAUGGCUGGGUGUUGGGAGGUGCGGAUGUCCGUGCUUUGCUUGGAUGGAACGAUGGCGGCUGCUACGGCAGGACAUCCCUUUCAUCACUUAAUUGAGCCAUUAUCUGCAGAUCAUCCUGGUAAAAAGUACUUUAACAUCCUUAAACUCGGUGACCCAAGAUAUGGUGGACUGCCAUACUCCAUCCGUGUAUUACUUGAGGCAGCUAUUCGAAAUUGUGAUGGACUUCAUGUGAAAAGAGAAGAUGCUUUAACUAUUCUUGAUUGGAAAAAUCAGCAAAACCAAACAGAUGUUCCCUUCUGGCCUGCCCGGGUUCUCCUUCAGGAUUUCACAGGGAUUCCUGCAGUGGUGGAUUUUGCUGCUAUGAGAGAAGCAGUGAAGAAACUUGGAGGAGACCCUGCCAAGGUUGGCCCAGUCUGUCCCACUGAUCUGAUUGUGGACCAUUCGCUGCAGAUUGAUUACAGCAAAAGUGCCAUACAAAAUGCCCCAAACCCUGGUGGAGGUGACGGUUCUGCAUCAGCGACUAAAACUUGCGGUGCCAAGUUGCAGUCGAAGGCAUCUCCGAGUCGAAGCUUCCGCGGCUGUUUCAGUUCAUGCCACAGAGAUGCAGGCUCGAUAUCCUCAGGAACGUGCAAUGCAGAAAUAGAGAGCACCCCCUUGCUCUGCCCUUUCCACCUGCAGCCUGUGGCUGAACCAGAAACAUUAUUAAGGGGGCAGGAAAUGGAAUUCAACAGAAAUAAGGAACGGCUACAGUUUCUUAAGUGGGCUUCCAGAGUCUUUCAGAAUGUUACUGUGGUACCGCCUGGGAGUGGAAUAGUUCACCAGGUUAACCUGGAAUACCUGUCCCGUGUGGUGUUUGACCUAGGAGGGGUUUUCUAUCCCGACAGUGUGGUGGGAACAGAUUCGCAUACAACAAUGGCGAAUGGUCUUGGCAUUCUGGGAUGGGGGGUUGGUGGGAUAGAAAGUGAAGCAGUUAUGUUGGGCCAGCCAGUUAUCCUGACCUUACCUGAGGUAGUUGGAUGUAAGCUGGUAGGAACCACCAACCCGUUAGCUACAUCCAUCGAUGUUGUUUUAAGUGUUACCAAGCAACUUCGACAGGUUGGAGUUUCUGGAAAGUUUGUGGAGUUUUUUGGUCCAGGAGUGUCCCAGCUGUCUGUGGCAGAUAGAACAACAAUAGCAAACAUGUGUCCUGAGUAUGGUGCUACUGUGAGCUUUUUCCCAGUUGAUGAUAUUACUUUAAGCCACCUAAAGCAGACGGGUUAUGAUGAAAAGAAACUUGAAGCUGUGAAAACUUACUUAGAAGCUGUGAAACUAUUUAGAGACUAUCAGAAUUCCUCAGAAGACCCAGAGUAUUCACAGGUUAUAGAAUUAAACCUGUCAGCUAUUGUCCCGUAUGUGAGCGGUCCAAAGCGGCCACAAGACAGAGUAGCAGUCACUGAUAUGAAAAAAGAUUUCCAAAACAGCUUGAAUGAAAAGAUUGGUUUUAAGGGUUUUCAGAUUCUUCCAGAAAAACAGAAAGAAAUUGUCGCCAUUGAAUUUGAAGGAAAAGAUUAUAAUCUUGCUCAUGGGUCUGUUGUCAUCGCUGCUGUAAUAAGCUGCACAAAUAAUUGUAAUCCAGCCGUCAUGCUUGGGGCAGGUUUGCUGGCCAAGAAAGCCGUUGAAGUGGGCUUGUCUGUAAAACCUUACAUUAAAACCAGCUUGUCUCCUGGAAGUGGGAUGGUGACAUAUUACUUGAAUGCCAGCGGUGUGCUCCCUUAUCUGCAUAGCCUUGGGUUUGAAGUCAUUGGUUAUGGGUGUGCAACCUGUGUUGGGAACACUGCCCCUUUACCCGACUCAGUGAUCACAGGGAUCAAACAGGGUGACUUAGUUGCAUGUGGAAUUUUAUCAGGAAAUAAAAAUUUUGAAGGUCGCCUCUGUGACUGUGUUCGUGCCAACUACCUCGCCUCUCCUCCUUUAGUGGUAGCGUAUGCCAUUGCUGGCACAGUUAAUAUAGACUUUGAAAAGGAGCCUUUAGGUGUGAAUUCUGAAGGGAGAGAAAUCUACCUGCGUGAUAUUUGGCCCAGCAGGGAAGAAAUCCAGCAGGUAGAGGAGCAGCAGGUGAUCCCGUCCAUGUUCAGAGAACUGAGAGACAAAUUAGAGAAAGGAAACAGUCGCUGGAAUGCCUUGGAAGCUCCAGAGUCACUUCUCUAUCCUUGGGAUUCAAAGUCAACCUAUAUCAGAUGUCCUUCAUUUUUUGAUAAACUUACCAAAGAGCCCAGCUGCCCUCAGUCCAUUGAAAAUGCUCAUGUCUUGCUACACCUGGGAGAUUCUGUUACCACUGACCAUAUCUCCCCAGCUGGCAGUAUAGCCCGUAACAGUGCUGCAGCUAGAUAUCUGACCUCCAGAGGCCUCACUCCCCGAGAGUUUAAUUCUUACGGAGCCCGAAGGGGUAACGAUGCUGUGAUGACCCGAGGGACCUUUGCCAAUAUUAGGCUCCUGAACAAAUUUAUUGGCAAAACUGCACCUAAAACAUUACACAUACCUUCUGGUCAAACACUUGAUGUGUUUGAUGCAGCAGAGCGAUACCAGAGGGAAGGAUUUUCAUUAAUCAUCUUAGCUGGGAAGAAAUAUGGCUUGGGUAGUUCGAGGGAUUGGGCUGCCAAAGGACCAUAUUUGCUGGGUGUGAAAGCCAUUCUAGCUGAGAGCUAUGAGAAAAUGCACAAGAAUCACUUGAUUGGAAUGGGUGUCAUUCCCCUUCAGUUUCUUCCAGAUGAAAAUGUAGAUAAACUAGGACUCACCGGAAAGGAGCGGUAUACGAUAAUAAUUCCUAAAGAUUUGUCUCCAGGAAUAACAGUGGAUAUAACGACAAGCACAGGAAAGGCAUUCAGUGCUGUGGCAAAGUUCGACAAUCAAAUGGAAGUCACUUUUUACAAGCAAGGUGGUAUUUUGAACUAUGUCGCUAGAAAGAUGUUAUAACAACUGUUCCAUCAUUUGACUUUAUCUGCACCAUGUUUUGGAUCCCGUCCAUGGAUAACGUUAUUGCAUCCAUCUCUACUGGAGCGUUGGAUUAACUGUUGACAUCCUUCAUGCCAGGUGUAUUGUAUAUUUCAGAAACUGUCUACUUGCACCUUGCGACUGGCUGUGAAUAGAUUUCUUGCCUUCAAGUAUAUUUGUUUCUUCAUCUUAAGUUUAUAAUCACUGUAUUAAUUUUUCAUACCUGUUUUGUAACUUAAUCUCCUGUACAUGAAGCGUGUGCCACAAAAUGGACCCUUUCAGUUCAGGCGCCAAUCCACUGACAUCAUUGUUCAUUUAAUUCACUAAUGCCUUCUUCCUGUAAAAGUUUUUUUUAUAUCAUGGGGUUAUUCUGGUUUUGUUUUUGCAAGCCCUUUAUGUCUGUAAACUCCCAGUUUUUUUUUCCAACCGUGCUUUUCCCUGAUUUGGCCUUGGCUCAGCCUUCUACUCUAAGUGGGUCUCCCAAAUGGAAAAGAGAAAACUGACAUGCCUAUUGAGAAUACCGUGAAGUGAAGCUUUUUGUGGGAAGGAAGCCACAAUGCUUGGACCUUGGACCAGAAGCAGUGUGGCUGAUGAUUUGAGAUUUUACAGGCAAGAACUACAUCACAGUGAAGCGUUCAAAUAUUUGGUAUUAUAUAAUAAGCAUCCAACACAAGUGUAUUUUAGUGACAAUACCGUACAAAAUGCUACUGAUGAAUUGUACAUUUUUAAUAGAUUGUAAGAAUAAACUUAUCAGAGC
Hypanus sabinus (Atlantic stingray) is the source of this 3743-nucleotide messenger RNA. It is a transcript of the gene ireb2, whose product is annotated as iron-responsive element binding protein 2. Bases 17 to 2968 code for a protein of 983 amino acids. The record is from RefSeq and is a predicted model, not a curated record. Gene Ontology annotation, molecular function: 4 iron, 4 sulfur cluster binding; aconitate hydratase activity; iron-responsive element binding. Gene Ontology annotation, biological process: citrate metabolic process; tricarboxylic acid cycle. Gene Ontology annotation, cellular component: mitochondrion; cytosol. The transcript is spliced from 22 exons. NCBI's taxonomy places the organism in Eukaryota, Metazoa, Chordata, Chondrichthyes, Myliobatiformes, Dasyatidae.